Sarcophilus harrisii (Tasmanian devil) is the source of this 1881-nucleotide messenger RNA. It is a transcript of the gene ART1, whose product is annotated as ADP-ribosyltransferase 1. Bases 213 to 1316 code for a protein of 367 amino acids. The record is from RefSeq and is a predicted model, not a curated record. Gene Ontology annotation, molecular function: NAD+-protein-arginine ADP-ribosyltransferase activity; NAD+ poly-ADP-ribosyltransferase activity. NCBI's taxonomy places the organism in Eukaryota, Metazoa, Chordata, Mammalia, Dasyuromorphia, Dasyuridae. The transcript has 3 exons.
UUGAGUUUCCAAGCAUUUGUAGGGAAGGGGGAAAAAAGGAGGAGAAAAGAGAGAAGAAGGGUACUUAUAUAAAAGAAGCUUCUCUUCCCCCUAGGCCUGGGGCCCUGAAGUCCAGUACCUACCUUUCCCUCCCCUAUCCUCUACCCAUGAGGAGGCCCAGAUCCUCCUGGCUCUGACCUUGACUCCCAAGAGGACAGACAGACUGAGGGACAAUGCAGGCCCACGCAGUCCCAUCCCUGUUGCUGACCAUCUUCCUCCUAGUGGAGCUCCCAAAGGCUUGGAGCCGCCGGGUCUCCCGCCGCGACCUCCUGUCUCGAGAGUCCCCCCUGGACAUGUCUCCAGCCUCCUUCGACGACCAGUACGCAGGCUGUGCAGCAGCUAUGGAGGCCGUCCUCCCGGACCUCAACCGCACCGAGUUCAGUGCCAGCCCCGUCUACGCCGAAGCCUGGAAGUCAGCAGCCGCCCGCUGGCAGGAGCGCCGGGACUGGGAGCUGAAGGGCCCCCCUUCUUCUCGGCAACUGCCGCCGCCGGGCUUCAGGGACGAGCAUGCCGUGGCCCUCCUGGCCUACACGGCCAAUAGCCCCCUGCAUCGAGAGUUCAAUGCGGCGGUGAGGGAGGCGGGCAGGUCUCGGGCUUAUUACCUGCGAUAUUUUCCUUUUAAGACGCUUCACUUCCUGCUCACAGAGGCUCUGAGGCUGCUGCGCUCGGGCCAGAAGCCCAGGUGCUAUCAGGUCUUCCGGGGUGUGCAUGGGGUCCGCUUCCGACCGCUGGGGCCGGGGGCCACCGUUCGCCUGGGGGCCUUUGCCUCCGCUUCCCUGAUGGAUGCCGCCGCCCACCAGUUCGGAGAGGACACCUUCUUUGGCAUCUGGACUUGCCACGGAGUGGCUAUAAAGGGCUAUUCCUUCUUCCCCGGAGAGGAGGAGGUCCUCAUUCCUCCCUAUGAGACUUUCCUUGUGGUCAAUGCCUCGGUGCCGGCCCGGGGUCCGGUCCGUAUCUACCUCAAAGCCCAGGACAAGGCCAGCACCUUUAACUGCGAGUAUAUCAAAGGUAAUACAGCCCUCACCCUCCCAGAGCUCCAAGACAGACAGGAAACACGGCCCGUGCCCUUAGGGAGCCCUUGGCUUGAGAGGGAGCGUCGACCAGACCAGGUGUAUGCAAUGCAUAUUGCUAAUUCUCUCCGUUGUGGGUCAGCUCUCCCGUGGUUAUCGGGGCUUCUGCCCAAAGCCGCAGGGCCCAGUCCUGGGGCCCCCAGGGCACCCUUAAGUCCCAGGUAUUUCCUCCAUGCAGAGGUAAUGGUGGGGCAGGAAUCCCGGUGAAAAAGAUCUAGUCAAUUAGAAGAAACUUUGAGUCAUCAAGGGGACAGCUGGGUGCUCAUUGGAUAGAGCUGGCGUCGGGAAAGUUCACAUGUGACGUCAGACACCUAUUAGCUGUGUGACCUUGCACAGUCAAUUAAUCUCUGAGCGCCUCAACCCACGGGAAAAGGAAAUAAACCAUUCUUGGAUCCUUGUCAAAAAAACAAACCCCAUGGACAGUAGGAGGCCCAGGUCGUGUCUGACAACAGCAUGAAUCAUCAGUGGGAAAUAUGAGCUAAUUAAUGCAGGCUCGGACUGAGCUAAAGAGGCACAGCUGUCCAAAAUGCAGGAACUGAAAGCCUCUGUCCUCUGCCCCAGUCGCUUCUAGAGGGCAGUCCUGUCAGAAAGACAUGCGCAAGUAGCACCGAGGUCUGCAAAGCACGUUACAAAUAAGCCCAUUUAAUCCUCAACAGCUCUGAGGGCGGUACCAUUAUCAUGUCCACUUUAUGGAUGAGAAAACCGAGGUUGGAGAGAUAUUAAGUGAAUUGCCAGGAUCCUAGAUGAAGGGAGGAAGGGAGGAAGGGUAAAG